This is a messenger RNA of Zygosaccharomyces rouxii, 1944 nucleotides long. RefSeq names its product Hsp70 family ATPase SSQ1 (gene SSQ1). The coding region runs from base 1 to 1944 and encodes 647 amino acids. The record is from RefSeq and is a predicted model, not a curated record. The transcript has a single exon. NCBI's taxonomy places the organism in Eukaryota, Fungi, Ascomycota, Saccharomycetes, Saccharomycetales, Saccharomycetaceae. Gene Ontology annotation, cellular component: mitochondrion; cytoplasm. Gene Ontology annotation, molecular function: ATP hydrolysis activity; ATP binding; ATP-dependent protein folding chaperone. Gene Ontology annotation, biological process: protein refolding; cellular response to unfolded protein.
AUGUUUAGAGUUCAGAAUUUGUUUAAGUUGUCGAAUAAGAAUGUAUUUGCCCGUGGGUUUAGCUCCAAAGUGAUUGGUAUUGACUUGGGGACUACCAAUAGUGCAGUGGCAUAUAUCCGUGAUUCUAACGAUAGAAGAUCGGCUACUAUUAUUGAAAACGAUGAAGGUCAGAGAACUACUCCAUCUGUAGUGGCUUUUGAUAAAUAUGGGAAAGCUCUUGUCGGUGCUGCUGCAAAGAGACAAGCUGCUAUCAAUCCAGAAAACACUUUUUAUUCUACUAAAAGACUAAUUGGGCGUCAUUUUGAGGACGAAGAUAUUCAAAAGGAUGCCAAGAGUUUACCCUAUAGAGUCGUUAAGAAUGAACCUAAUGGACAGGCCUAUGUGAGUACCACUGCAGGCGAUGUAAAAUCUGCAGGCGAAAUUGGUUCCGCAAUUUUGAAGUAUCUAAAGGGUACAGCUGAAAACUAUCUGAGUGAAGAUAUUGACAAAGCUGUCAUUACCGUUCCUGCAUAUUUUAACGAUUCUCAAAGACAGGCAACUAAGGAUGCCGGACGAUUGGCAGGUUUGAAAGUUCUUAGAGUUAUCAAUGAACCUACGGCAGCUGCUUUAAGUUUUGGUCUUGAUGACGCUAAGAAUGAAGGUAUUAUUGCAGUUUACGAUUUAGGUGGUGGUACUUUCGAUAUCUCUCUACUAGAUAUUGAAGAUGGUGUAUUUGAAGUGAGAGCUACUAAUGGUGAUACACAUCUAGGUGGUGAGGAUUUUGACAAUGUGGUAUCCAAACACAUUAUAGACUCGUUUGUGAAAUCUAACCCAGGUGAAGAUCGUGAAGCUAUAUUCCGUAACAGAGAGAUGAUGCAAAGAGUUAGAGAAGCUGCCGAAAAGGCAAAGAUUGCUCUUUCUCGUGUUAAAGAGUACACCAUUGAGAUUCCUUUCUUCCAAGGAAAUAAGCAUGUGUAUUUGACCAUGACAGAGGAGGAAUUAGAUAAUAUGACAUUGCAUUUGAUCAAUCGUACAAUAGAACCUGUAAAGAAAGUACUCAAAGAUGCUGACAUCGAAGCCGAGGAUGUGGAUGAUUUACUUCUUGUGGGAGGUAUGACUAGAAUGCCUAAAAUAAGAAAUGUGGUUCGUGAUAUAUUUGGUAAAGAACCUAAUACGACUGUUAAUCCUGACGAAACCGUUGCAUUAGGUGCUGCCAUUCAAGGUGGUGUUCUCUCUGGUGAAAUUAAAAAUGUCUUAUUAUUGGAUGUGACACCAUUGACAUUGGGUAUUGAAACAUAUGGUGGUGUGUUUUCUCCUUUAAUCCCUCGUAAUACAACCGUCCCUGUGACAAAAACUGAAAUGUUUAGUACAGGUGUUGAUGGUCAAACUGGUGUUGAUAUCAAAGUUUAUCAAGGUGAAAGAGGUUUAGUUCGUGAUAAUAAAAACAUUGGUGACUUCACACUAACGGGUAUUCCACCACAGCCAAAGGGUGUUCCACAAAUAGCUGUCACCUUUGACAUCGAUGCAGAUGGUAUUAUUAACGUCUCUGCAAGUGAAAAGAGUACAGGACAAGAGAAAUCGAUUACAGUCAUUGCCAACAGUGGUCUUACUGAGGAAGAUAUUCAAAGAAUCGUAAAAGAAGCCAACGCUAACAAAGAAAGAGAUAGUAAGUUGAAACAACGUCUCGAAGUGAUAGCAAGAUCAGAUGUUAUGAUCGCAGAUACUGAAAACGCAUUCGAAAAAUUUAAGGAUAUUCUAUCGCUUGAUGAGUCCUAUCCACAAGUCUGUAGCGAUUUGAAAGAAAUCCGUUCAUUUGUCGACGAAUACAAGAAUAACGAAACUGAUUUUAGCCUUGAUCUGGAGAAGUUGAAGGCAGUUUCAGACGGAAUCCAAAUGAGAGCACUUCAAUUGUUCCAGACUGCUUCCAAAAUACAGGCAGAAUUGAGGAAAAAGCAACAACAUUGA